GGAGUAACUUCCUCAAAACUCCAGCAUAUAAAGAGGUCGUCCACUAACCCAGUUUCAAACCAACAUUCACCUUUUGUUCUGAACUUCUGGAAUUCAGGGCAUAAUGCAUGCAUUUGCUGGAAUCACCCUGCUUGUGGUGGUGUGGAGUGGACUAGCUCACACUCUGGAGAACCUCACACUCGAUGAAGCAUGGGAGAACUGGAAACUCACCCACAAGAGGGAGUACAAUGCCCUGGAUGAAGAGUCUAUUCGACGGGCGAUUUGGGAGAAGAACAUGCAGUUUAUUGAGGCCCAUAACAGAGAGUACGAACUGGGGAUUCAUACCUAUAAUCUGGGCAUGAACCAUUUUGGAGAUAUGACACUAGAAGAAGUGGCAGAGAAAGUCAUGGGACUUCAAAUGCCCAUGUUCCGGGACCUAACUAACACAUAUGUGCCUGAGGACACAGUGGAGAAGUUGCCCAAAUCAAUUGACUACCGCAAACUGGGAUACGUAACCUCUGUCAAGAACCAAGGUUCUUGCGGCUCAUGCUGGGCCUUUAGCUCUGUUGGGGCUUUGGAAGGUCAGCUGAAGAAGACCAAAGGUCAGCUGGUGGACCUCAGUCCUCAAAACCUGGUGGACUGUGUGACUGACAAUGAUGGCUGUGGUGGAGGAUAUAUGACAAAUGCCUUCAGAUACAUCAAAGACAACCAUGGCAUUGAUUCAGAGGAGAGCUAUCCCUAUGUUGGAAUGGACCAGCAGUGUGCCUAUAACAGCUCAGCAAGAGCGGCCAGUUGUAAAAGGUAUAAAGAGAUUCCUGAGGGAAAUGAGAAGGCACUGACUGCUGCCGUGGCAAAGGUGGGACCUGUAUCAGUGGGUAUAGAUGCCAUGCAGUCCACCUUCCUGUACUACAAAAGCGGUGUGUACUUUGAUCCCAACUGCAACAAGGACGAUGUCAACCAUGCAGUUCUAGCUGUUGGUUACGGAGUCACGCCGAAAGGGAAAAAGUAUUGGAUUGUGAAGAACAGUUGGGGUGAAGAGUGGGGGAAGAAGGGGUACGUCCUGAUGGCUCGUGACCGUAACAAUGCAUGUGGCAUUGCCAGCCUGGCCAGUUUCCCUGUCAUGUGAGAGCUGGAAGUACGGAGCUCACAAGGGACCAAACUUGUCUACUGCUGACCAAUGACAAAAGGGACUCAAUCACUAUCAGUGUGCUCCAACAUUAAAUAAUGAUUGGGGAAACAGUCUUUAAAUGAAGCAGUUGAUUUGAAUACCACAAGUUUAAGUGCAUUUUCCUCUUGUGUUCUAGAUGUCUUGUCCUUAAUUCGUUCAAAUUAAGCAGU
This is a messenger RNA of Carassius carassius (crucian carp), 1317 nucleotides long. Its product is annotated as cathepsin K-like. The record is from RefSeq and is a predicted model, not a curated record. Gene Ontology annotation, cellular component: lysosome. The transcript is spliced from 8 exons. Lineage: Eukaryota; Metazoa; Chordata; Actinopteri; Cypriniformes; Cyprinidae. The coding region runs from base 104 to 1105 and encodes 333 amino acids. Gene Ontology annotation, biological process: immune response. Gene Ontology annotation, molecular function: cysteine-type endopeptidase activity.